Messenger RNA from Cervus elaphus (red deer), 1428 nucleotides. RefSeq names its product nuclear transcription factor Y subunit beta (gene NFYB). NCBI's taxonomy places the organism in Eukaryota, Metazoa, Chordata, Mammalia, Artiodactyla, Cervidae. Bases 388 to 1011 code for a protein of 207 amino acids. Gene Ontology annotation, molecular function: protein heterodimerization activity; DNA-binding transcription activator activity, RNA polymerase II-specific; RNA polymerase II cis-regulatory region sequence-specific DNA binding. The transcript has 8 exons. Gene Ontology annotation, cellular component: CCAAT-binding factor complex; nucleus. The record is from RefSeq and is a predicted model, not a curated record. Gene Ontology annotation, biological process: regulation of transcription by RNA polymerase II.
UUCCGGAUUGGGCUAAGGUUUUAAUCUUGGGUGGGAGGCGGGGAGGAUGUGCCGGGCCUUAAGAGUAGUAGUCUCCGAGAACAAAGAAUUACUGAGCACCCACAAGUCGUAAUCUUGCCCAGAGUACUUUAAUGAGAUGAUUUAAGCAAGGUUAGGUAAUGUAUGACUUAAAAAAAAGAAAAAGAAUAGCAUCCCGCUUAACCUGCAUGGACUCUACGGUUCGUGCCACGAAUUGCUGGGAUGGUUUCCGCUCUCUGAUACGGAAACUAAUCAACAAUAUGAAGUGAUGAGGUAACCUGAUCAAUGUUGAAAUUGGGCAGAGAUUAGACACCUUUUUUAGGCAGGUGUUCUUAAGUACCACUGACAACACGGUUCUCAGCGUAUUUCAUGACAAUGGAUGGUGACAGUUCUACCACAGAUGCUUCUCAACUAGGGAUUUCUGCAGACUAUAUUGGAGGGAGUCAUUAUGUUAUACAGCCUCAUGAUGAUACUGAGGACAGCAUGAAUGAUCAUGAAGACACGAACGGUUCAAAAGAAAGUUUUAGAGAACAAGAUAUAUACCUUCCAAUUGCAAACGUUGCAAGGAUAAUGAAAAAUGCCAUACCGCAAACGGGAAAGAUUGCAAAAGAUGCCAAAGAAUGUGUUCAAGAAUGUGUAAGCGAGUUCAUCAGCUUUAUAACAUCUGAAGCAAGUGAAAGAUGCCAUCAAGAGAAACGGAAGACAAUCAAUGGAGAAGAUAUUCUUUUUGCCAUGUCUACCUUAGGCUUCGACAGUUAUGUAGAACCUUUGAAAUUAUACCUUCAAAAGUUCAGAGAGGCUAUGAAAGGAGAGAAGGGAAUCGGUGGAGCAGUCACAGCUACAGAUGGACUAAGCGAGGAGCUCACAGAGGAGGCGUUUACUAACCAGUUACCAGCUGGCUUAAUAACUGCAGAUGGUCAGCAACAAAAUGUUAUGGUUUACACAACAUCAUAUCAACAGAUUUCUGGCGUUCAACAAAUUCAGUUUUCAUGAUCUGAAGAAAUGGUGGAACGGAGAGUAUAGAGAACCAAGUCUGUAUACAGAUUCUGGAACAGAGACAUUAGAAGGAACUGAUUGGUGAAAAGAUGUCUCUUUGUAUAUUAAAUAGCUGUAAUGUAGCUUCCCAAUGCUUGACUAAUUGAGGUGUUAAUUCUGACUUGAGAAUCUUUUUCAUGAAUGAUUUUAAAGAAAAAUUUGGAUUUUAAAGGUAUUAAAAUAUUUUUGUUUUGUACGAGAGUUUGUUGCUCUGUAUGACUCCUGUAUGCAUUGUAUAUUGCAAUUUAUUACUGUCAGAGAUUUGUAGACAGUUUCUUAUUUUCAUAUUGAAUCAUGUUACUUUUGUAAUUCAAGUAAGCAGCUGGGUUAAUUCAUGAUGUUUGCCCUUUUAAUAAAAUAUAAGGGUAGAGUUCA